Babesia bigemina is the source of this 210-nucleotide messenger RNA. RefSeq lists its product as hypothetical. The transcript has a single exon. Bases 1 to 210 code for a protein of 69 amino acids. NCBI's taxonomy places the organism in Eukaryota, Apicomplexa, Aconoidasida, Piroplasmida, Babesiidae. The record is from RefSeq and is a predicted model, not a curated record.
AUGACGAAGCCAUGCAUGUUUGGGCAUACAAAUUGCUCAAACAAAACUGUUGAGGCGGUGGGAGUUGGCAUUGGCAUCGGCUUUAUUGUAUUCCCCGCCCUUCUCGUCUUGGUCCUUUACAUCAUGGGUAGACUAUACAACGUAAGCCUCGGAGAGAUAUUUGGCCAAAUACGCGAUGGGUUCCGUGAUUCCAAGCCCAAACUCCAAUAA